Xylaria bambusicola is the source of this 1455-nucleotide messenger RNA. RefSeq lists its product as uncharacterized. The coding region runs from base 168 to 1079 and encodes 303 amino acids. The transcript has 3 exons. Lineage: Eukaryota; Fungi; Ascomycota; Sordariomycetes; Xylariales; Xylariaceae. Gene Ontology annotation, cellular component: nucleus. The record is from RefSeq and is a predicted model, not a curated record. Gene Ontology annotation, molecular function: DNA-binding transcription factor activity; protein dimerization activity.
GCCAUAUGUCGUAGCUUUUCAUUUCUUGCUUUGAAGACCCAUACUGGAUUUUCCAGUACUGACAUUUAUAGGCCUUUCGAUAUUGACAACGUGAAACAAAGUUAUACCUGUUUGGGGAGUCACUCCUAGAGCCUCUUACACAUCUCAACCGUGAACAUUUGGCCGCCAUGGCAGACGCGGCCGUCGCAGACCACCAUACAGACUACAACACACCUACUCCAUCAAGUCCUGGCCAGAAGCGGAAACGUAGUGGUCCCGACUCUUCGCCCGAUUCGAGGCGUUCGAAACGCUCUGUUCCUACAGCUGCUAUGUCAACAACUCCAGAUCCAUCUGCAGCAUAUGUUGAGAGUGCAGUAGAAGCAGCUCAGGCCGCUGCACAGGCCGCAACGGCUGAUUUCGUUGCUCUACAGCAGGCCGCAGCCGAGCGCCAUGAAGCAUCUGACCCUGCUAGUGCAUCAAGUACAGCUGCCGCUGCUCUGGGAACAAUGUAUCCGACCCUGCAUGUCCCCCAAACAACCGAUGCAACAUUUGUCCCACCAAAUACCGGAGAGUCCGAAGGCCACCAAGAGUCGCCCUAUGGUCAUCAUGACAUAUUACAGUCUCACGGUCUGCCUGAGCCAUCACCCAACGAUAUAACGCAACAGGUGCAGCAAAAUGGCGCUGGGCCAGUCCAAUCUCCGUAUAGCCGCACUUCACAUCAGCCAAAGCUCGCGGUGGGCUCCGAAGAAUGGCACAAACAACGAAAGGAUAAUCACAAAGAAGUUGAACGUCGCCGUCGUGAGACAAUCAACGAGGGUAUCAAUGAGCUAGCUAAGAUUGUGCCUGGUUGCGAAAAGAACAAAGGAUCUAUUCUUCAACGAGCAGUCUCCUAUAUCAUGCAACUGAAGCAGAACGAAGCGCAGAACAUCGAGAAGUGGACGCUUGAAAAACUUCUUACAGAACAAGCCAUCCAGGAGCUCAGCAGUUCAAAUGAUAAACUGAAGACAGAGUGUGAACGAGCAUAUCGGGAACUCACAUUGUGGAAAAACUUGGCCCAAAACGCGGGGCUUGAACUUCCUCAACCUAAAAAUGAAUCCUGAUAUCAUGCAAUCCAGCCGGCAAAGCGCCUGCUUGGACAUGACCCUCAAGAUCUGGUCUCUCUAAUGAGCAGUAACACUCCCUAUCUUAGCGUUGGCUUGCCACCUAAGGAUAUUGGCCAAAAUCCCAAGGAUUGCUACAUCCAAGCAACUGCAUGAUCAUUUCGUCGUAUAGAUAUCAUAAUGACGGAUCCUGACGAUCUAUCGCCAGUUGCUUAUAUUCUCCAGAGUGUGUAGGUAGCCUUUACAUUCGCACAUCUCGACUUCACAUGUUUCUAGCUAGCGAGGGGCGUUACAUCUGUUUGUUUUUUUAAAUCAUGUUCUAUUGCACAGACGUGAGCGAAGCACUGGUAGGAUUGGCGGGGCUUAUGUGGAAAUC